AUGCCCUGGCGGCAAAAGUCAUGUUCUAUAUUGUGCAGGAAAUUUGGAGUAGCAAUUGUAGGCCAGAAAUGUUUACUCCUUGACCAACAACAACAACACAAUGAACGUGGUUGUUCCUCACUCUGGAAGGCAAACUUAAAGAUGCCUACAGAAACACUGUAUUAUGGAGUGAAAGUAGACAGACCCAAGAUGCAUACAUCCGAAACCUACACACCACCAGCUGAACCAGAUAUAAAAAAUGACACCAUCGAGGCAGUAUUCUCGGAGGAUUUUCUGUUAAUGCACUGCGAUUCUCAGGAACCUCUUUCUUCGCCGCCAAUGGUUGGGUUCUUCCCCGACCUUUCUGACGUUGCCCAGUUCUGAUCAACUGUGUAACUUGUUUAUAUACAUCAAACAACCAUUUUCCAUUUGCAUUUCCAUUUGCAUUUACGCUUGCCAAAUUGACAAACACCUCAAAAUUCUCAAGCAGACCAAAAAAAAGAAAAGCCAAAGAACCAAAAUAGGAAUAGAAAAAGGGAACAACCAAGCAACCGAACAAGGAAGGAAGCAAGGGAACAAGGAAGGAAGAGGCCUGUGUGGAGGUGUAAUUUAAUGCAACAAUUUUGUUUUAAUUAUUUCUUCUUCUUUUUAUUUAUAUAUAUAUAUAUAUACAUGCAUACUUACAUAC
Phycomyces blakesleeanus NRRL 1555(-) is the source of this 667-nucleotide messenger RNA. RefSeq lists its product as hypothetical. The transcript has 3 exons. The coding region runs from base 1 to 363 and encodes 120 amino acids. The record is from RefSeq and is a predicted model, not a curated record. Lineage: Eukaryota; Fungi; Mucoromycota; Mucoromycetes; Mucorales; Phycomycetaceae.